This is a messenger RNA of Priapulus caudatus, 1136 nucleotides long. RefSeq names its product ubiquitin-conjugating enzyme E2 variant 1-like. Lineage: Eukaryota; Metazoa; Priapulida; Priapulimorpha; Priapulimorphida; Priapulidae. The record is from RefSeq and is a predicted model, not a curated record. Gene Ontology annotation, cellular component: nucleus. The coding region runs from base 12 to 458 and encodes 148 amino acids. The transcript has 4 exons. Gene Ontology annotation, biological process: protein K63-linked ubiquitination; DNA damage tolerance.
AGAAUACUAUCAUGGCCGCUCCCACAGGAACUGCAGGUAAAUUGUAUUUAGUACCUAGAAAUUUUCGGCUGCUAGAUGAAUUGGAACAAGGUCAGAAGGGAUGUGGCGAUGGCACAAUAAGUUGGGGCUUAGAAAAUGACGACGACAUGACACUUACUAGUUGGUCUGGAAUGAUAAUUGGCCCACCAAGGACUGCAUAUGAAGCUAGAAUGUACAACUUGAAAAUUGAGUGUGGUCCAAAUUAUCCAGAAGAGCCACCACAUGUCAGGUUUAUAACUAGGAUAAAUAUGAAUGGCAUUAAUGUUCAAACUGGAAUGGUUGACAGACGCUCAGUACAGAUCCUAACCCGCUGGCAGAGGAAUUUCUCCAUCAAGAACUUGCUGCAGGAGCUGCGUCGGUUGAUGACGCUGAAGGAGAAUGCGAAACUGCCGCAGCCCCCGGAAAGCAGCUCCUACUAGCGCCGUGCUGCAAUCGUGAUAGAGCCCGGGAAUAUUCGCCGAGUGCAGUUCCUGGCGAUGAGCAGGAUGUGAACACACUCAGAUUUCCAGGGUAGAAAAAUUCAUGCUGAUUGAAUAGGGUCACAAACAUGGGACGAUGGCAUGGUAACGGUUAUAUCGUUGGCUACCUAAUGGAAGAUAGAAAUAGGAAAUUGAAAACGAGUGGCACUGCAUUCGUGAUGCCUCUUUUUGCGACCGUCUUUAAUUCUCUGCAGUCAAUUCGUUUGAGUUGCGAACUCGCUUGUCUGCUUAAUUGGCGAGCCGUGUGUACAUGCUUAAAUGCACAGGUGCAUACACUGGAUUGAUGUACAAUGUCCAGUCCCUGUGCCAUUGCUACAAAGAAAGAAAUGCAUGGCUAGCAUUGAUUUCUAAUGAUUGGAAUGUUCUAGCUGUCGAAAAAGAAUUUGUUGACACAAUAACAGGAAGUGUAAAUUCGUUUGCAAAUCGAGAUGGUGUGCAGGCAAUGAGCCGUCGUUCCCAAGGUGUCAUCUCCCUUGUGCACUCUGUUUCUAUACCAACUUGACUAAUUAUUUUCGUGUUUGUAUGUUGUACUGCGUACCUGUGGAAAUGACACUCGUACUCAAAUGCAACGCGCACUGGCAGUUAAACGUCCAUGUUUUCAUUCACUAGUACAAAUGU